AGGGAAUAUGAUAACAUAUAUAAAUUACUCUCUAACGUAUUCUUAUAAUAAAAUAUAUUACUUACAAACAUACUUCAUAUUCAAUUCUUAAUUUUCAAUUUUCAAUGGCGGGGUUAUUGUGGAAGAGGGGCACAACUCUAGGUCAAGGUGGAUUCGGUGUUGUCUCGUUAGCUUCUACGUCUAACGCACUAUUUCGUGGUGUUACUCUUCCAUCUCUCAUCGCCCUCAAAUCAUGCAACUACAAUGCUUCUCAAUCAUUGAAAGAAGAAGUUGAAAUCCUCCGAAUGUUCAAACAUUCUCCUCACAUUGUUCACUGUUUCGGAGCUAAUGUCUCUUUUGAAGAUAACGUCAAUCUUUACAACUUAUUACUCGAGUAUGCUUCCGGAGGAAGCCUUGCUGAUCGUCUUCAGAACUGCAAUUCACUGUCGGAGUUUGAAGUUAAGAAACACACAAAGAAUGUACUUAUAGGGCUCAAUUGUAUACACAAUAAAGGAAUUAUUCACUGCGAUAUCAAACCUGGAAAUAUUCUCCUUGUAGGCGGGGACAAAACUGCCAAGAUUGCUGAUUUCGGGCUCUCCAUGACCUUGGAACAGGGCAUGAAUCAAAAACAGGGAAUUAUCAGGGGAACAGAAAGGUAUAUGGCACCUGAGUCCGUGAUUAACACUGAGUAUACCCCAAAAGUUGAUAUUUGGGCUCUUGGUUGUACUGUCUAUGAGCUGAUUACGGGGACACCGCUAUGGGAAGACGCAGAUGGUGAUGAUGUGUUAGACAAAAUUGAGUUUGAGGAACCAAAGUUUCAGAAUCCAAAGUUGUCAACUGAGGCUAGAAAUUUUCUGGAAAAAUGUCUUGUGAAGAAUCCGAGCACGCGUUGGACUGCAGACAUGCUCUUGAACCAUACUUUUCUGCAGAAUUUAUCCAAAGUAGCCAACACAGCAAAGACAAGGAAGAAGAAAAUUGAAUCAAUGUCCUUUCUACACCAACCAAUCCAGAAGAUAACAUUCAAGAUCGGCCAUCAUAAAUUCUCGAGGCAAUUGCUGGAUCCGAAGCCCCUUCUAGACAAACCAAUCAAGAAGAUAACAAUCAAGACCGGCAAUCAUGAAUUCGUGAGGUACUUGACAGAUCUGAAGGAAGUAGAGAAUGAAACUUGUGGAAGGGUACUGAGUACUGACAAUAGAUAAGAUACAUAAUAAAAAAUUAUUUGUAUAUAUAUAGAGAAGUAUGUAUGGGUUUGAUCCCUCUUUAGGAUUUCUAUUUGGGGUAUGUAGGCGACGUGACGAAGAUGAUCUCACGUGCAGCCCCUUAUUAGUUUAAUAAAAAAAAGUUGUGUAGUUGAUCAACAUUCUUUAUAAAGAAAGGCGAGUUGUUAUAUAUGUGUUGCAAAGUUGAACUUGUUAUUAUGAUUGAAUUGAUAGGUUAGAAAUCUAUGGUUUCCUUAUUAUUAUGACUCAUCUGUUGUGCUUUUCAUAUUUGUGUCCUCUCUUUUGUAACCAAUUUAAAAACAAUGUUUACCUAUCAAGUACUACUGGUUUUGGGGAGUGUUAUCUUGACUCACGUGAAUUUUAUUAUCAUGCUUGAAGCUUCUCUUGAGUGCUUUUCCGUGGAAAAAAAAUGGAAAUUGCAGUUAGAUAUUUCAUAUGGGAAGUGUAAGUAACUAACUCAUAGUAAGGAUAUUGGAAUGACUGGUAUAUACUUUCUGCAUACAACCAUUCAUAUGUAAAACCAUCACACUUCUUAAAUCUUCUGUACUAAUCAAUAUUGCAGAUCUAGACCAUCAAAAAGAGAGACAAGCUCGAGCUUAUUUGCUCGAUCCAUUGCAGCCAUCUACUCCACCCGUCACUUUAUAGGAUCUACAAAGACAUUAUAUAUAUGAACUCUCGAUUCAUCUGCAAAAAUAACUUAUACACCUCGUAAAUCUUCACCAUAGAGCAGUACACCAGUUGGUUUGGAGACAUUUUUGGGACAGAGGAACCUCUAUUGAAUUCGAAGUUUGUUCCCAAAACGAACCAUGUAUAAUUUUCCUCUCGGGCUUUUCCCAAGUAGAUAGUCCAUGUGCAAAUUUUGAUUGAAACAACCAAGUAAAUUCAAGUGAAGAGAAUUAAUGGUUGUGGGACUCUGCUAAAUCAAGAGGGCCCCUGAGAAGAGAAUGGUCAGUUGGAGCUAAUGUAUUGAUGAAUCCGGAUGAUUUCCUUUUAAUUUUUCUAAACGAGCAAUAGUAGAAUGUAAUCAACAUCAGGUUCAGAUCACUCAAGAGGCUGCUGGUGAAGAGAAUGGUCUCUUAGGGCAAACUUUUUCCCAAAUUCAAGAAUUUGUGAUGCCUUUAUCACUUGUUAUAAAAGUUGAUACAAUCCCCCCCUAAAUGAAAAUUAUUCUUCUGUCUAAACCAAAUCUACAUUCAUUCAAACAUAUAGGUAUUGCUAGCUGAUCGAUUUAUCUAGGUUCUCUUUAAAUUUAUAUGUCCAAUUUUAUGCGAUUGAAAUGAGGAAUCAAUGUCCAAAUUGAUGUCACCUUUAUUGUUUGGUACUACAGUGCUUCUCAAUCGUUGAAAGAAGAGGAGAAAUUUCUCGGUAAACGCUUUCUAGUCGGCCUUCGAUUCGAUGAUGCCUAUCUCGUUGUGGUAGAAUAGUACUCCACCAUCUGAUCUCAGUCCCGUCAAACACUCUCCUUGCAUCAUUCACUGUUUUGGAGCUCAUCUCUCCUUGCAUCCGGAGGAAGC
Messenger RNA from Solanum pennellii, 2713 nucleotides. RefSeq names its product mitogen-activated protein kinase kinase kinase 18-like. Gene Ontology annotation, molecular function: ATP binding; protein kinase activity. Gene Ontology annotation, biological process: protein phosphorylation. The coding region runs from base 105 to 1178 and encodes 357 amino acids. NCBI's taxonomy places the organism in Eukaryota, Viridiplantae, Streptophyta, Magnoliopsida, Solanales, Solanaceae. The transcript has a single exon. The record is from RefSeq and is a predicted model, not a curated record.